GGUUUUAUGCUAAUAAUUAUUUUGAGUAAUUACCAAUAGUGUUCACUGCCUUUAAAAGAGCAAGUCUCCUGCGACUUAAAUAGGAUAUUACCCGAGGUGCACGCCAUUCGUAUCCACGAAUAGCGUAUCACAGAGGGCAUUAAUUAUGCCACACCUGUUGUUUAUUGUUAAAAUCGCUCCAUUAUUUUGCACGAAUGGCGCGAUAUCGUUUAAUUUUAAAGUCAAAUUGUAUUACAAAAGCUUGCAGUCACUCCAGUGAACACCACUCUGGUGGUGCGUGAACACGGUACAGGGAAAACGCUCGUUCCUUCGACAGUGGCAUCAUGGAUCGAAGCGAAAGUGACUGCGUAGGUUGUUGUUCCCGACUCGAAAGUUUGAAAGACGAAAACAAAAUGGAAAAUGGAUCUGCAAAUCAGACUGAAGAGUCUUCUCUCAUCUUAGCAACAUCAUCACCUGUCACUCAUAGCAAGAGCCAAUCAGCAAACAGUAUCAAAGAAACGUCACUCCCAAAGACUGAUGACAAGAAUGCACAGGAAACCAACUGCCAAUGGAAUGAGCCUCAAGUUGAAGGACCGCCCACAUCACGUGACAGUUAUCAGAACAAUGCAGACAUUGUUGAGGAUCCUGUCGGAAACGAGAGAAAGAAAAAACCUAAAAUAACUUUUGAUCAAAAAUUGAUCCUUUUUGCCAUCACCAUAGCAUCAAUUGCAAACUUCAUGUCGUUCUCCAUUCUGGUUGUCUUCUUCCCAAUAGAGGCCAAGGCCAAAGGAAUGUCACAAACAGUUAUCGGGCUGGUUUCCACCAUUUAUGCUCUCUCAUCCAGUGUAUUUUCACCAAUUUUUGGAAAGUUUCUACCUUUAAUUGGAGCUCGGUUUAUGUUUCUGGCUGGCUCCUUUAUGGCUGGUGGAUCCAACAUUCUCUUUGGUUUGCUUGGCGACAUGCCGACUGAUACUUCAUUUACAGUCUACUGUUUCCUGCUACGGAUUGUUGAAGGUUUGGGAGCGGCUGCGAGUCUGACGUCAUCAUCCGCCAUAUUGGCUCAUACGUUCCCUGAUAAUGUGGGAACGGUUGUGAGUAUUAAUGAGAUGAUGAUUGGGAUAGGGUUCGCAGUUGGGCCAGCUCUCGGAGGUUUGUUAUACAAUGCCGGAGGUUUUGGACUUCCCUUUUAUGUUCUCGGAGGCUUUGAUUUAUUGAUCGUUGCCCUCAACUUGUUCACAAUGCCCCAGCCAGGUUGUAAAACUGAGGAGAUGGGUUCAUUAAAGCAAGUCUUAACCAUUCCAGCGAUAUGGCUUUUAUUGAUUGUAUCUACACUUGGGUCAGUUGCUGUUGGGGUUAUUGACCCCACUUUGUCACUUCAUCUUAAAGAGCUUCAUUUUGAUGUGGUUGAAAUCAGCUUAAUUUUCACUGUAUUUGGUGCAGUGUAUGGAUUAACUUCUUUUGUGUGGGGCUACAUUGCAGAUAAAAUGAAAUCAACCAGGAUCAUGCUUGCACUUGGAGCGUUUGGUUGUGCGAUAUUUUUCCUUUUCAUCGGACCAUCCCCACUUCUAAAUAUAACUCCGCAGAAGUACCUCGCUAGUAUCGCAAUAGCUCUGGGAGCUUCCUCCAUUGCAUUAUUUGUUAUACCUACACUGGUUGAUAUGUUCAUUACGGCUGAAUGGUAUGGACUAUCCCAAGGUUUGGGAGACACAAGUGUUAUAUCAGGACUUUGGGUCUCAGCAUUCGCAAUAGGAACAAUGCUUGGUCCACUCCUAGGGGGCGUAUUAACCGACCAUCUUGGAUUUGACAAUGCAGGGACAGUCCUUGCCGGUGUUUACAUAGCAACCAUGCUCGUGAUAUGUUUCUUUGGACUGUGGGAAUUCCGCUGUGGAAAGGGGAGGCGUGUACCCCCGACACGUCUACACGUAGAUGUAGAAUCAGAGACAGUGCUACUCACCAGUUAAGCGGGAGGAUCUUCAGCCGAUCAACAUCUUCUCGGGGAAACUCUGAUGGUUGUCUUCCACGUAUCCCGGUCCAGAAUCAGCGUCCUAAGCUCAGGUGUUUCUUGAUGUGCUCGUCUUUCUUCAGCUGAUCUAGGAUUGUUUUCUCCUCAUGCCGUUGCUUCUGUUUCCAUCAACGGGUUCAAAAACAAACACCCCAACAUAUAAACAAACCCCAAGGGACAGUCAGCCCGACAAACAUACCCCCCCCCCCCCGCCAUUAGACACCACAACAAACACCCC
This is a messenger RNA of Asterias rubens (European starfish), 2219 nucleotides long. RefSeq names its product MFS-type transporter SLC18B1-like. NCBI's taxonomy places the organism in Eukaryota, Metazoa, Echinodermata, Asteroidea, Forcipulatida, Asteriidae. Bases 324 to 1940 code for a protein of 538 amino acids. The record is from RefSeq and is a predicted model, not a curated record. The transcript is spliced from 14 exons. Gene Ontology annotation, molecular function: transmembrane transporter activity. Gene Ontology annotation, biological process: transmembrane transport.